Molecule: messenger RNA, 1566 nt
Organism: Vitrella brassicaformis
Lineage: Eukaryota; Vitrellaceae
Source: the annotation of a GenBank genome assembly
GCCUCGUGGAUGAGCUCCUUCCCAAGAUCCGCUGCGCCUUUGCAAGCGAUGGAUCUGCUCCCCGCGCCGGUGGCAGAUGUUUCCACAGCCAGUGCUCUCGUCCGCGCGUCCGCCUCCGCCCUGCUGGACGAUGCGGCGCACAAUGUCGGCAAAUGUCUGUUCCCAGGCUUGGAGCAGAGUGCCGAUGUGAUUGGACUCAUCAAGACUAUUCUCAUGGCCAUCGUCAUCUCGCUGGUCGUGACUGCCUGCUGCGGUAUUGCCGCCAUCUGGUGUUUGGUCAAGCGCAUGAAGACCGGCGAGAGGAGAAUCGCUGCACUGGCUGCUGACGUGCAGACGGUCACCGCCAAGCAGCAGGGAGCCGAGACGAACGUGCAGCGACUCACGGCAGAUCUGCAGGGAGUGGCUGCGCGUCAGGAGAACCUCACUGCCGACCAGCAGAGAGUUGGUGCGGACGUGACCAACUUGGCCGCUGAUGUGCAGAGCGCCGUCGACCGUCAGGAGGCCAUGACCGCCGACAUCCAGGGCCUCCGCGCGACCGUGGACGACUUGGCCUCCGACGUCCAGAACAACCACGAGGCCAUCAAUGCCGACGUUCAGGGACUGAGCCACAACGUGAUCAAUUUGGCCACCGACAUCCAGGGACUCGUUGGCAACCAGCAAGCCAUCACCGCCGACAUCGAGGGACUCAAAGCGGACCAGCAGCGAAUGGGAGCCGACGUGCAGCAGCUUGCAGCUGACGUGCAGAAACUCGGCCCCGAUGUCCAGAGGGUGGCUGCCGACAUACAGGGACUUACCGCGAGUGUGGCCAAUCUGGCCGCUGACGUGGACGGACUCAUGACCAAUCAGCAGGCCAUGACCGCCGACAUGCAGGGCCUCCGCGCAACCGUGGACGACUUGGCCGUUGACCUCCAGAACAACACGGUGGCCAUCAAUGCCGACGUUCAGAGACUGAGCGAGAACGUGACCAAUUUGGCGACUGACGUGCAGGGCAUCGUGGGCAACCAGCAAGCCAUUACCGCCGACAUCGAAGGACUCCGCGCGACCGUGGACAACUUGGCCGCUGAUGUGCAGGCCGUCGUCGGCAAUCAGCAAGACAUGACCAGCCACAUUCAGGAACUUGCCGCGAGCCAGAAGACAACUCGGCUCGUGGUGACGGCGGUGACGGCUGGAGGACUGGCAGUGAUCUACGGGGAGCGGCGCUUGUGGGGCAUGGUGAGGGGUUUGGACGGGAAGAUAGAGGCGAGGGUGAUUGGGAAAAUAGGGGCGAGGGUGAUUGGGAGGAUAGAGGCGAUGGAAGCUCUCUUGGGAGAGAAAGUGGAGAGCAGCUUCAAGGAGCUAGAGGGGAAGAUAAAGAAGAUGAAUGGGGCUGUGGGGAAGGUGACGAAGGGGGCGGCUGGCCAGGCGGUGGUGCCACUUUGACGGGAUUUGCGGGGGUGGUUGGUGUGCUCCUCCGGGCGGGCAGUUUCUUUCAGGGUGUUCGGGAGGAGCGUUUGCGAUUUUCUAUACUGUGUGAUUUUUCUACUGUCUGACCCGAUGUUGAUCAGCAGUAUGGCUGUGCAAUGCACG